Messenger RNA from Penicillium canariense, 2112 nucleotides. Its product is annotated as bifunctional K:H/Na:H antiporter NHX1. Gene Ontology annotation, cellular component: fungal-type vacuole membrane; early endosome; late endosome. Gene Ontology annotation, biological process: sodium ion transport; vacuolar acidification; proton transmembrane transport. Gene Ontology annotation, molecular function: sodium:proton antiporter activity. Lineage: Eukaryota; Fungi; Ascomycota; Eurotiomycetes; Eurotiales; Aspergillaceae. The transcript has 5 exons. The coding region runs from base 1 to 2112 and encodes 703 amino acids. The record is from RefSeq and is a predicted model, not a curated record.
AUGGCCACUCAACUGAUGGGUGAAGCCCUCCACGCCGUGCUUCGGCGGGCGGCGGAAGAUACAGAUCCCGAUGAUUCGCCCGAAGCGGGCUCGAAGGAGAUUACAAGCUCAUGGGCGCUGUUUAUCAUGAUCAUGCUGUUGAUGUUCGCUCUGUUCACGAGCUACAUCCUCCAGCAGAGGAAGAUCCAAGCUGUCCACGAGACAGUGCUGUCGAUUUUCGCCGGGAUGUUUGUCGGACUGGUCAUCCGCGUAUCGUCCAAGUCCAACCUCCAAGAUAGCGUCGCGUUUGACUACCAAUUCUUCUUCAACCUCCUCCUACCCCCCAUCAUCCUCGCUUCCGGCUACGAGCUCCACCAAGCGAACUUCUUUCGACAUAUCGGUACAAUCCUCACCUUCGCGUUUGCCGGCACCUUUAUCUCCGCUAUCGUGCUCGGGCUAGUACUGUACCUCUGGACACGAAUCCCGCUGGACGGGCUCAACAUUUCCUUCGUCGAGGCGAUCUCCGUCGGUGCAACGCUAUCCGCUACAGAUCCGGUUACCAUCCUUGCCAUCUUCAACCUCUACAAGGUCGAGCCAAAGCUUUACACGGUGAUUUUUGGCGAGGCGCUCUUGAACGAUGCCAUCGCUAUUGUCCUUUUCGAGACAGCGCAGAAAUAUGCGGAUAGUGACGCCAGCUCGCUGACUUUCUUGAACCUGUUCGAGGCUGGUGGGCUGUUCUUGCUCGUUUUCUUUGGCAGCAUGUUGGUCGGCAUUGUGGUUGGGAUCGCUACUGCGCUGGGACUCAAGUACACCCUAGUCCGACGCAUGCCCAAGAUUGAGAGCUGCCUGAUUGUUCUCAUUGCCUACGCCAGCUACUUCUUCUCCAAUGGCGUGCAUUUAUCCGGCAUCGUGUCUCUUCUGUUCUGCGGAAUCACUUUGAAGCAUUACGCUUACUAUAAUAUGUCGCGCCGGACCCAGUUGACCACGAAAUACCUCUUCCAGGUGAUGGCGCAGUUGUCGGAGAACUUCAUUUUCAUCUACCUUGGACUGGACCUGUUUGUUGAGUCCAACCUGCAUUUCAACCCACUUUUUAUUCUAGUGUCCGUUUUCGGCAUCUGUCUUGCGCGCUACCUCGCCGUGUUUCCUCUUUCGAAGGCCAUCAAUUGGUUCAUCCGUUACCGAGCUCGGCGUCGCGGCAUGGAAGUCGCCGACGAGCUGCCUUUCGCCUAUCAAGCGAUGCUCUUCUGGGCCGGUCUACGUGGCGCUGUCGGCGUUGCGCUGGCCGCAGGUCUUUCUGGCGUUAAUGCGCCCACUCUGCGAGCGACGGUCCUGGUUGUUGUUGUGUUGACCGUGAUUAUUUUCGGUGGCACGACGGCGCGCAUGUUGGAGAUUUUGGGUAUCCGAACUGGAGUUGUCGAGGAGAUUGACUCGGACGACGAGUUCGAUAUCGAGGUCACCCACGGUGGUACCUAUUACAAACGCUCUGAUACCGCUCUCGGCUACACCCCCCGCCGAACCGACUCCGCUAUCCCCCUCGAUGGAGUUGGUCAACCCACACGUGCUGGCCUCGGUGAUCGAGCAGACAGCUACUCAACCGGCAACAACCGCCGCCCCAGCCCGCCCCACGGCCACACCCGAAUGUACUCGGCGGCCUACAGCCCCAAGGACGCCCAAUCGCGACGGGAUCGCUCAUCCGCCGCAACCCUUCUCAACGGCGGCCCUGCCCCAAGCAGCCGAAGCAUCAGCAGCGGCGGCAGUGACGAUGAAUUCGGUCUCCCUCCCGCAGGCAAGAACCGCACCAACCAAGUCGCCCACCCAGACGAGUUCGACUUAGACCUAGACGCCCUCUCAGACGACGACCUUCCACCCGCCGCAGGCGGCGCAUCGCGUCUCCGCCGCACAUCCUCCCACCCUUCGCCUGGCACGCACACACCCUCGCCGAACGCCGCGUCAGCCAGCGUCUCCCCCGCCCGCCGAGAACAAGGCAUGAGUGCGCGUGAUGCUCUUCGAGACCUGUGGUCAGGCGGUCCGUCAGGCGACCAUGCUGCAUGGUUCCGGCAGCUCGAUGAAGGCUAUAUUAAGCCGAAACUGCUGCUUGAUCAGUCAAAUCAUAAGGGGCCCGGUGCGGUUUGA